ACGACGGACUCCGAUUAAAAAAAAAUAAAAUAGGAGAACGAAGGACGGCAAUCUCAGUGCAGAACGUGGUGAGUGGAAACUCGAGAUCGGCUCGAAGCUAAUCCUUUUCAGCAAUGGCGAUUACGCUCAGCAGUGGAUUCAAGAUGCCGGUCGUCGGACUCGGAGUUUGGCGAGUGGAAGGCAAGGAGAUUAAGGAUCUUAUCUCCAAUGCCGUCAAAAUUGGUUAUCGUCACUUUGAUUGCGCCGCUGAUUACAAGAAUGAAGCUGAAGUUGGGGAUGCACUGAAGGAAGUGAUUCAGGCUGGACUUGUUAAGAGGGAGGAUCUUUUCAUAACUACCAAGCUAUGGAAUUCAGACCACGGGCAUGUAGUCGAGGCUUGCAAAGACAGUCUCAAGAAGUUACGUCUGGAUUAUCUAGACUUGUAUCUAGUUCAUUUCCCCGUUGCCACAAGACAUACUGGAGUUGGCACAACUGACAGUGCAUUGGCUGAUGAUGGUGUCUUGGACAUAGAUACAACAAUAUCGUUGGAAACCACGUGGCAUGCAAUGGAAGAUCUCGUCUCCAUGGGCUUAGUGAAAAGUAUUGGGAUCAGCAACUAUGACAUAUUUCUAACUAGAGACUGCUUAGCCUAUGCGAAGAUCAAGCCUGCUGUGAAUCAGAUAGAAACACAUCCUUACUUCCAACGAGAUUCUCUUGUCAAAUUUUGUCAGAAACACGGUGUUUCUGUCACAGCCCACACUCCUCUUGGCGGCGCUGCUGCCAACACAGAAUGGUUUGGUACUGUAUCGUGUUUGGAUGAUCCUGUUUUCAAAGGCUUAGCCGAAAAGUACAACAAGACCGUGGCGCAGAUUGUUCUCCGCUGGGGCAUCCAGCGGAACACAGUUGUCAUUCCCAAGUCAUCGAAAAUCAAGAGAUUAGAGGAGAACUUUCAAGUAUUCGACUUUGAGCUCAGUCAAGAAGAUAUGGAUCUUAUCAAAAAGCUUGACCGGAACUAUCGAACCAACCAACCUGCCAAGUUCUGGGGUAUAGAUUUGUAUGCUUAAAUUGGCGUCGUGCUUCAAAUCUCCAAUGUGUUUCCGGGUACGUUAAAAUUAGAAGAACACCAUAUUUCGUAGCAUUAUUAAUAAUGCAUCACUUAACUACAGGCGUCGAGCUAAAUUGAAUGUUUCUUCUUUAGGAAUACAUCAGAAUUCAGAACUGUCCUCUCUAUAUUAUCCAAUUAUCGUUACAGUUUUACGUAAAAAUGUAAUAUCACACGUC
Messenger RNA from Andrographis paniculata, 1260 nucleotides. Its product is annotated as NADP-dependent D-sorbitol-6-phosphate dehydrogenase-like. The coding region runs from base 114 to 1043 and encodes 309 amino acids. Gene Ontology annotation, molecular function: aldose-6-phosphate reductase (NADPH) activity. The transcript is spliced from 6 exons. Lineage: Eukaryota; Viridiplantae; Streptophyta; Magnoliopsida; Lamiales; Acanthaceae. The record is from RefSeq and is a predicted model, not a curated record.